Messenger RNA from Penicillium verhagenii, 1995 nucleotides. RefSeq lists its product as uncharacterized. The coding region runs from base 1 to 1995 and encodes 664 amino acids. NCBI's taxonomy places the organism in Eukaryota, Fungi, Ascomycota, Eurotiomycetes, Eurotiales, Aspergillaceae. The record is from RefSeq and is a predicted model, not a curated record. The transcript is spliced from 2 exons.
AUGAGCCAGUUUCAAUUAUUUCCACCACCGGCGCCAGAGGUGAAGCCGCAGAACCCGUUUCGCAAGGGUGUCCUCAAACCUACUAUCUCAAAGGCGGACCCGGGACCUUCAAUACACGUUGAUGAAGCCAAACGCUCACCUCAAACGACCGAGUCGGUGCUGUUUCAAAUCAUCGAAGAUACAAAGACCCUUCCACCUCCACCUCCACCUCCAGCCCACCUCGCACGAGCGAAAUCCCCAGCAAAGUCGGUCUCAUCAAAUGACUCCCAAUCUGCACGUAGCCGAAGUCGUCCAGACAACCAGUCGAGCCACAGAGCAUUGCCUUCUCAGAGUAGCUUGAGCAAUAGCAGUGGUAGUUUUCGAACGAACACUUCGGUUACAUCGCCCGAGUCGUCCCAGUCAUCCAUUUCUCCAGCUCCAAUGAUGAAAUCAAUAUUUCCCCAAUUCGAUCCGAAUCUCCCCCUCAAUGAACAAAGCUACCACCCCCAGGUGCCCAGCAGCGCCCCUACUUCCAAAGGGAAGGCAUCUCGCCGGCCUAAACUCACGCUAUCACCAACAUCUGAGAUUGAUCAAGUUCUUGGGCCCAAGACUGUACCCGCUAGUGUGCUCAACUUUCCAACUGGAGUUUUGGAUACUGAAGAGGCCCGGUUUUCUUCGCCACGGGAGCUGGAGAUGUUAUGGGAAGCCGCUAAUGGCCAGCGACCCCAGGACCUUUUCGGAGCAUUCAAUCUACGUUUUACAAAAACGGGACCAGCAACCUUCGCAUUCGGCAAUUCUGAACAACCAUUCUAUAAACUUUCAACAUACUCGAAUAACGAAUUGGCUAUCUCCCGUUGUGCGCCAUCAAACCCCGAGAAUGACGUCCCUAUCAUGACAUUAAGUCUUGAGAACCGCAGUCGCCGUGACCACCCCAAUGAUGGACUUGUAGCUCUUCUUUUCUCACGCUUAGCUGCCAUGCUUGCAAUUGAGCAGGCAGAAGAAGUCAGUAAACAACACAGCCUUUCAGGCUCCGAAUCAAGGGAUGUCGAAAGAGAUGCCCUCAAGCGCGCCGCAGCUCAAGAGUCUUGUCGGCUAUCUUGGAAUCGCAACCUGAGACUGUACGAGCUUCGACAUCCCUCGCUCUCCAAAAAGCAACCCCCGGCGCUCGUAGGGGCUGUGGGUAUUCCACUUUCUCCUGUGCAGGCUCAAUCAUCCGGUAUCCUCUAUAUCACAGUUUCUACCACAUCUAGCGAUAGCAGCAACCAACAGCCACCGACCAUCAUUGUUACAGGUCCGGUCUCAUUUUCAUCUAUAGAGGCCGCACGGCAAGCUGCUAACCCCCGUACAUCCGUCCUACCUGUAACGGACUCCGAUGAACCACUUGCGACCUUGGACUUUGCCACUCGAACACUAUCUAUCUCUCCUGCAGCCGUUAUCGCUACCAUCCCAUCACUAUACGCUGUUGACUCUCUUAUUGCUGCAAUGCUAGCCGUGGCUGUAUCAGAUGAGGCUACCAAUCCCAUUCUUGCAAACAUGGAACUUGGAUCUCCCAAAUCGAUGGUCUCCAGCAUCACCCCAAAGUCACGCCAAGGGAUGCCAUUCCGUGGGAAGCUGAUCACAACCCAAGCAGAACGUGAAGAUUAUGCCGAAAGCCUUGAUCUGGCAUCUCAAAUCGAGAAUGCCAACGCCAAACAGGCUGGGUCAAAAAGGAAAGCCUUUCUCAAAUUCUGGGAUCCUCCCAAGUCCACUCUGCAGAGCAGCGAGCCAAAUUCAAAGUCUAAGAAGAAUCAAAAGACUCAGAAGAUUGUGGUUGAGGAGUUCGAUCUGGAAAAAUAUGGCCGGUACGGUGGCUCUUCGACGCGCGAAGGAGAGAAGCUGCCGGGUCUGGUCAGGGGAAUAUUGAAGAUUCUCUUCUUCGGCUUAGACUUGAUUGUGAAAUCAUUGACUCUUUUGGUGAAGAUCUUAGCGUGGAUUCUGGUUAAUUCUACACGCUGUUUGACCAGUGAGAAGUUCUAA